UUUUUUUUCCACAGGGCUUUGUUAGACUGAGGCGCAGGGUGAGGUGGACUGAUAAACGCUGGUGUUCGGUUUGCCUUUUUAAAUAACAUAUUUUAUCCACAUUAAGCACGUUUUUUUUUUAGCUCCAUGGAUCUUUUCCUGUCUGGAAUUAUGCUUUUGCUGGGAAAAACGGUUUUCUUUGGAAUUUAUCUGAUGCCGAUUGUGCUGGAAUAUUACUGUGGAGCCGUGACCGGGCAGAUCUCCUACUCCGUGCCAGAGGAGGUAAAUCCGGAAACGUCUGUUGGCAAUUUGGCCAAAGAUCUGAACCUGAACGUGCAGGAUUUGGAGUCGCGCAUGUUUCAGAUAGUAACCGGAUCAAAGAAGAAAUAUUUUGACGUCAACUUAAAGUCGGGAUCGCUCUAUGUCAGUGAGAGAAUAGACAGAGAGGAGCUCUGUGCCAAAGCUACAAAAUGCGCUCUGAAUGUGGAGGCUGUGAUUAAUAACCCAUUGAAGCUUUAUCGGAUAGAAGUUCAUAUUAUUGAUGUAAAUGAUAACGCCCCAUCUUUUAACGCAAAAUCACAAACGAUCGAAAUUGCAGAAAGUGUAUUACCAGGAGCCACGUUCCCUGUGCUUUCCGCUUAUGAUGCUGAUGUGGGGAAAAAUGAUAUUAGCACGUACAGGCUCAAACCUAAUGAAUAUUUUUCCUUAGCUGUGCACAAAGGUGAGAGUGUGUCAGCGGAGUUAGUUCUUCAGAAAGCAUUAGACCGUGAAAAACAAGCUCUGAUUAAACUUACGCUGACUGCACUAGACGGAGGGACACCAGCGAGAUCAGGCACGUCAGAAAUCAUAAUUUAUAUUUUAGACAUUAACGAUAAUAUUCCAAUAUUCACUAAAACCUUAUACAAAACAAGUAUAACAGAAAAUGCACCACUUGGCACUACUGUAGUAACUGUUUCUGCAGCUGAUACUGACGAUGGCUUAAACAAAGAGAUUGGAUAUUCACUAAAUUCAAAAGAUCAGGACCACGUCCUGGAAACCUUUGAAAUCCAUUCUGAAACAGGAACAAUAACAGUCAAAGGAGCGAUUGAUUUUGAGAAAAAUCCCGCUUUUGAAAUCCGCGUGCGGGCCACAGACAAAGGCCAUCCUCCGCUCAAAGCUCAGUGUAAAGUGCUGGUGGAGGUGGUGGAUCUCAAUGACAAUGCGCCUGACAUCACCGUGACGUCACUGCUCAGCAGCGUUAAAGAAGACGCUGAAAUCGGUACAGCGGUGGCACUGGUUUCAGUUCUGGACAGAGACGGAGGCAGAAACGGCGAAGUUAAAUGUGAAAUAUUGACUUCCGCUCCUUUUAAAUUAGACACUAACUAUAAAAACUACUAUUCUUUGGUCAUCAGUGAUAAACUGGACAGGGAACUCAUUUCUCAAUAUAACAUCACUAUUAAAGCAACAGAUGAGGGCAGCCCACCUCUCUCUAACACAGGCAAUGUGAUGAUUCAAGUUUCUGAUAUAAAUGAUAACAAGCCAGUGUUUUCAGAAGCUGUCAUAAAUAUUUAUGUGAGAGAAAACUGUCCGGUUGGGACACUUUUAAAAACUGUCUCUGCAACCGAUGCAGAUGUUAAUGAAAACGGUCACAUGACCUAUUCAACUGUUAGAGAUAAUAAUUUAGUGUCCCUGUCUACAAUGGUAAAUAUUAACUCGGAGACCGGAGACAUAAUCAGUCUGCAGUCUUUUAACUAUGAGGAGCUAAAAUCAUUUCAGUUUGAAGUUCAGGCCACAGACUCUGGUGUUCCUCCGCUCAGCAGCAACGUGACUGUAAAUGUUUUAAUCCUGGAUGAGAAUGACAACAGUCCCACUAUUCUGGCUCCUUAUUCUGAGCUCGGUUCUGUUAACAGUGAGACCAUCCCCUAUUCUGCUGAGGCGGGACUUUUUGUGACAAAAAUCAGGGCUGUGGAUGCAGAUUCUGGAUACAAUGCGCUGCUUUCUUAUCAGCUGUCUGAGCCCAAAGGAAACAACRUGUUCAGGAUCGGAACCAGCACCGGGGAGAUCAGGACUAAGAGGAGAAUGAGUGACAACGACCUGAAAACUCACCCCUUGGUGGUGCUGGUUUCUGAUAACGGUGAACCUUCUCUGUCAGCUACUGUGUCUGUUGAUGUGGUGGUGGUUGAAAGCUCAGCUGACAUCCAGACUCCGUUCAGACACGUGCCUAUAAAGGAGGACAGCUUCUCUGAUCUCAACCUGUAUCUGCUGAUCGCCAUCGUGUCGGUGUCGGUGAUCUUUCUGCUGAGUCUCAUCAGUUUAAUAGCUGUCAGAUGCCACAGGACAGARGGCUCUUUCAGCAGGUACAGCGCCCCAAUGAUCACCACCCACCCUGACGGGAGCUGGUCUUACUCUAAAGCUACUCAGCAGUAUGACGUGUGUUUCAGCUCAGACACACUGAAGAGUGACGUAGUGGUUUUCCCCGCCCCGUUUCCACCUGUAGAUGCUGAACUCAUCAGUAUUAAUGGAGGAGACACUUUUACCAGAACUCAGACUUUACCUACAUCAGAAAAGGUAGGCAGUUCAUUUGAUUUUGUUUAA
Molecule: messenger RNA, 2553 nt
Organism: Austrofundulus limnaeus
Lineage: Eukaryota; Metazoa; Chordata; Actinopteri; Cyprinodontiformes; Rivulidae
Product: protocadherin alpha-3
Exons: 3
Coding region: 127-2553 (808 amino acids)
Biological process (GO): homophilic cell-cell adhesion
Cellular component (GO): plasma membrane
Molecular function (GO): calcium ion binding
Source: RefSeq, a predicted model, not a curated record